AUGCAACGCAUUCGAAUACAGACGGCGAAAAGUCAGGGUCCUCUCAUCUACUCCGAUGACAGAUUUCUCUGGCACGCCAUAUCCUCCGACGGAUGCCACUACUCCUGCAUAUUCUCCACUGAUUUUUCCGAUUACCCCAAUGCCGUUCUGGCCGUGUUCACACAGGAACCACCCCCUGCGGCGUUGCUACCUCAAGUCAAGCCGACAUGGGCUCUGGAAACCGGAGAGUCACCCUUCCACAUGCCUUCCAUUUCGUCUGCUUUUCAGAAACAUGUAAGGUUUAGUAAUUUUACAACAAUGCUAACUGAUAAACGUCCGUUAUUGAGCACAAGUUGCGUUGUCAGUCGAAGUUGUAUUUGGCAAGAAAUUCGAUCAACUGUUGUGUUGCUGUGAAGAUAGAUGGUGCACACGAGAGAUUGAUGCUCACUGUCUAGACACUUUGACUGUCAGUAGGAGGUCUUAUUGAGGUUUUCAGACAUUGUGCGUCGCAAAGCCCUACUGUGACUAGAUCCUCUGACCAUAUGAAUGAAGAUGGGAGGGCGUUAGCAGUGAGCCGAUGGAGGAUUGAGGUGUCUCAAGACAGACAGUUCUUGACAGACAGCAAUAAAGGUCACGAGUUUCAUGCGAAAACUCCUGCAUCGCAGGGGCUACCCACACCGCGUUAUGGAAAGUACUACUACGCUAAAGAAAACGGCCCUUUUUUCAGAAGACAUAUUUGGGUCUAUAAAUCACCAAAUAUGAUCCAAGAAUUAAUUGAUUUUGUCGAAAACCAUCAAACAAAACGGCGACUUUUUGACAGGUUAAUAUAUCAGGCCUAAUAUAACUGACAAUAGAGAAGGAAAAUAUAGUACGGGAAAAUAAUAAAAGCCAAUCUCAAAGUAAACCAGUGAAUAUUUUUUUGACCAUUCUUUUGCAUGCGAAACGGCUGUAGGCCGGGUAGAUAUGGGAACUGUCAAGUUGUCUACUGUGGACGGGUUUAUUAGGCACGAAAUUCAACUUCCUCGCACUGAACACAGUUUUUCGCCUUAUUCCAAUUUCUUUUGAUUAACGCUCCGCAGGUCGUAGGCGCAGGGGCUGACUGCGAUCUAAAAAAAUUGGAAUAAUUCAAGGUCAAAUUAGAAUAAUACCUCCUCUGAGCAGUGAACAGGAUGGAAGUGAAUAUGCGAAUCCCAGGCCCUUGUUUUAAAGAAGAUGAACACACAACAUGUCUGUUGCUAGAGUUGGUGUCAGACAUCCAGGCCCCCAGCGAUUCUCGCCCUGUCUUAUUGCUGGCCCGCGCCACUAUCUGCGUACUUUCGGAGUUAAAUUCGUGGCCUUCCUCUAGGGUUGUGAGUGGCGACCCGAGACAGUGGGUCGCCUCUCCGGUGCCGUGUUCUGCAACACUAUGCUGUCCAGUCAACGUCGGUGAACAGUGUUGUAAACGAAGGUAUUCUUUACGACGUCGCUGAACGCCCUGCUGUUGAUGGUCUUCGUUGUUGACCGCCAGAAUGGUCGCUCUCCGCAUUAGGCAUCGACAGUUCUGGAGGGUUUCUGCCGACACAGUGCGUUCUCGGCUGAAGUUUCUCCCACAUAUGACCACGUGAGUGGGAUUUGGAAGAUUGUAAAACAGGAUUUGUAGAGCCAAUUGCGCCCCUUGAUUUUUUUUGAAAACAGUGCGUCUUUAUUUGGUUUUUCUCGACACAAAGUCUGAUUUUUCUGCCUGCCCAUACCGCGUUAAUAAAGACACUACUGUGUUAGGGAAAACGACCGUUUUCAAAAAGACAUAUUUUGUUCUAUAAAUCACCAGUUAUUAGUCAAGACUUAAUUUACUUCGUCGAAAACUAUUAGACCAAGUAGUAGCUUUAUGAUGGACUAAUUAUUGGUGGCGGAAUAUAACUGACUGCGGAGAUAGAAAAUAUAAUACAGAGAAAUAAUAAAUACCAAUCACAAAUUCAACGUAUUAGUACUUUGUUGAUUGCGCUUUUGCAUCCAAAACGGCUGUUAUUCGAACAGACACAAGAAAUGUCAAGUUGUCUUAUGUGGACUUAUCUAUGGACUAAUUAUUUAUAGUAGGGGACGCUCACCGAUCGCUCUUACGGAACUCACUCGUUCUGUUGUGCCUUACGGGUUCUCUCUCGAGCCCAACCAGUAUGCCGGUAAUAACAUGCUGCCAAUAAUUAGUAAGCAUGAUAUCAAACUUCCCCCGCAUUGUACGGAGCUUUUCGUCUUAUUUCAAUUCCUUCUGACCAACACGAGGAGAUUUUCCAGUGGAUUAAGGUCUAGUCUGUUAGCAGGAACAAAAACGUUUCGUAGGUCGCAGGCAGAGAAACUGGUUGUGGUCUAAGAAAAAGGGGAUUAUAACUAUGGGUCAGAUCCGAAUAAUACCUCAUAGCAACACCAAAUGCAGACCGUACUAUCCACUCUAAUCUCAACCACGACAUUCCAUGAUUUAGAUCACCUGCUGUUAGUACCCACUGGGAUAGAUUGUACGCCUUUGUUGGUAAUCAAAUUCCGGAUUAUCCUAUGAAAGUGCCAGAUAGUAUGUUGACUCUAAGUAAUGAGAAAUGAAGCCAUAUUUGUUAGGAGCCAAAUAAAACAAGCUACCAAACGUACUUAGAUUUUUUCUACAAGAACUGACAUUGAGUUCGUGAACAAUGCCGCUCUCCGUACUAUUUUGGAAUGCUGGGAGGUCCAUGCGGUCUACACAGGGGUCAGGUCAGUGACUUAAAUUGUUAAAAGUUGCCGUGGUCUUUUGUUUGGCAACACUCCACCUCCUCCAGCGUCCAUUCUUAAUCAUCUGUUACCAACCCCAUGUAGUUCAAACUAUUCCUGACGACCAAAGCCGACUCCCAUAUUCCAUAUAGCUACGGCGCCUUCGUGGCCAAUGAGGAGCCGGAGAAGAUCAUUCCAUUGGAGCAGCAAAUUCGAAUGUUGAAUGAGAACAAUUCACACUGGUUGCCAAAAUGUCAUGCUGGACGCAAAAAGAAGGCAGUCGCCUUAAUAUCUAAUCUGAACGCCCGCAACAACAGGCUGGAAUACAUAAAAGAGCUGGCAAAGCACACUGACGUGAGUUGGAGCCAUUGGCUUCCUUCCAUUAACUGCUGAGUAACGGAGGCGGACGCUGACAACUGUUGUUGUUGUUGUUGCAAAAACUAUACCCUGUGAAAAAAGGCUACUUAAGUAGCGGACAUUUUUCGUAUUGAUUUUCAAUGCCCUUUAAAAAUUCAAUUAUAUUUCGUGGAAAACGUGCAUAAAAAUAUUCAUUCUCUUACUCAUUCGGUAAAAAAUUACGUCUUCUUCAAAUUUUGAUACUCGAAGGAAGGGUAUAAGUCGGUUUUAGAAAAGUUACUAAUUGUGAGAUUUUCUAAUACCGUGAAAUGGCCGUUCAUAAAACGUCGUGUCUCUGCGUUUACCAAUGUGGUUCGUAAAGUUAACAACAUGACUCAACUCCACUGCUGAAUUUUAUAAACCCCAUAUGGUGUCCACUUAAUACCGUAGAGAAGUAUAUGGUUUUCCGUACGCGGAAAGUAUACGACUUUUAGUUUGAGACCACGAAUACAAGUGUGACGGCCGGUCGGGUUCAAAAUCGUUUGGGAAUCGGAAAAGUUGUUUGAAAAUCGAAUUAUGCGCUACCUUCGAGUAUAAAAUUCGAAAAAGACUUUAUUUUCUACCGAACGACCAAAAGAAUGAAUAUUUUUAUGCAUGUUUUCCAUGAAAUAUAAUUGGCAUCGAAAAUCAGUGAUAAAAAUGCAUGCUGCUUAAAUAGUCCUUUUUACAGAGCAUAUUUUUGCAUGCAGCCGGAAAGAAGUUUGUUCAAGAGCCGGCAUCCUGGGGUGCCUGAAUUUUUGUAGAAUUAUGCUGCUUGAUGAUUAAUUUUACAAUCCUACUUAAUUAAUCUUCUUAAAAGGAAAACGCAUUUCGGAAGUUCGGUUGACAUUUCAUGAGUUAGCCCACCUACUGUAGGUCCCCGCAAAGAGCUUCGUUUCAGAGGGGCUGGACAAAAGGGAGACCCGACUGGCUGGCAAAAAUUCCCGUUGUAAAAUUCAAAAGGCAGUUUGACGAGCAUAGGUCUGUUUUAGAUAAACUGUCUUCAGGCCUGGACAUUCAUAUAGCUAUUGAAAUAAUGAAUCAAAAGAUUCGGUCAAGUAGAUAAUUAUGCUGUAGCUCGAGUUUGGAAAGGGAAGGGGGAAAGUGGAACACCACAAUUCCUGUCAGCGUCAGCGAGAAGGUGGGUCCCGACGAAGGUAAUUACAUGCGGGUGGUUGGCUUGGUUGAUUUGACCCACGGCAAAUGAGGGACCUGUAUGAAGUACUUCUGUGCGCAUAGGACCGGUUCGCAGCCUCCUCCUCCGUAGCCAACAGGCGCUGCCCAAGUAGGUUUGGAUAGCUCAACUGGAUCUUAUAAAUCACUGUGAAGGCCUCUCUGGCGUAUGCAGGGUGGUCUGUGUCUACCACGUGCGCGAGGAUAGAGCUGUUGAUGUUCUUUAAUUGAACCUGUUAGGGACGUUGGACUUCUGAUCAGCAGGUCGUAUGGUCGAGCCCCAGGUGUUCCAGACUUCGGGGCUGGGCGUGACUGGCUGGCUAGUAAGCCUGAAAUGUCCCUUCCAGUCUGCCUUGCCCUUGUCGGUAAUGCUAUUCAAUCUUAGUUUUCCCCGUGUGUAGUUUUAAGGGGAUGAUAGCGCAUAGGGGGUGAAAAAAGUCGUAGGGGAUAAUUCAACUGUUGUUCCUUGUGGGAACGGGAACAAGGUCGAAGGUUGAGGGUGUGUUUUUGUAGGACAGCGCGUCAGGAACGGCUCACUGCAAAAGAGUCGAUGACCUUGAGGCAGCGAGGUCUUGGACAAUGACGUCAGACCGGUCAUGAUGGCCGCCCGUUACACCCUAAACACUUUUCCGUGUUUUUGGUCCGGCACUGGGCCUUCUCUAAGAUGGUGCAGUCUUCGACGAUCCAAGGUCUCCUGGCCGGUUUAGCGCAGUUCAGAUUUGGCGCACGAUGAUUCCAAGUACUUUUGACUGGAGGGAUGGUGGAUCCUGAUGUGUUAUCACCUGACCGGACUGCAAGAUCCACAGUUGGCAUAGGGUGCAACAAGUCUUCGGUCUUUCUUUCGCAGUACUUGCCGGUUUAUUCUGCCCAUUUUGUUGCGCAGUUUGCAAAAGUCCCCCUAAGCACUUCAGUCAGUCAGUUUCAGUCAGUAUAUCUGGAGUAAACGGCAGAAGCCCUGAAAACUCCAUUUAGACUGUACAGAUGUAAAGGACCAUAGUUAAAUUGCACAAAUUUUGCUCGCAGUUUUAGUAAGGAGAAUUCAUAAAUCUAAUAAUGGAAAAUAAAUGCGAAAGGGACAUGGUAUUCGCCAAAUAAUUGCGAAAAACUUUGUACACCGCAUUCGGACUGUGAAAAUUUCCAUCCGGGUAAAGUUCGACGCAAAAAAGGAUCUGUUGAAAUCAUGUUAGUAGUAUAUUUAUAGGCAUUUCAGUAAUCCGUUAGAUCAGGCUUCGGCAGUUCGGGUUGCCUUUCAGCAGGUGAGUAUCUAGUUGUCCCUUGAACACACUACCGGUAGGGGAAUUAACAACAUACGCCGGCAAAGAGUUCCAUUGGUGGAUGACCCUCUGUGAGAAAAAUGAGGAACGUUGAUUUGUGUGGCACAGUUCCCUUUUAGGCUGGUAAUCAUGUCGUCUGAGAUUAGAUUUUAACUGCCAUUUCAAAAAACCUUUCCCUGUCGACAUCCCCCAAGCAUGCUACGUACUUCAAACCAUUGCAGCAGUCAUUCGCUGACGGCCUAUGGGCGUAGAACGCAGGAAAUAAUUUGGACAGAAGUGAUGUGAAUGGAACUCAUGAAGUGGUGUAUCUAAGGCUGACACCAGACAAAAGUAACAGAACAAUUGCCAGACCAAGACUCUUCCAGUUGUCCAGUUUAAACUGCCCCAGAAAAUUGAGGCUAAUUGCCUGCUUUUGCGCACGUUGUAGGUAGAUGUCUACGGAAGGGGGCGCCUUAAUUGUUCGCGCAUUGGAGACGCCUGUCUCCGAGAACUUGCGCUCAAGUAUAAGUUCUAUCUGGCAUUUGAAAACUCGAAUUGUGUGGACUACAUCACAGAAAAGUUCUUCGACAAUGCGCUGGGGUAAGUCUUAGGUGUAGUUGUUUAUUCAAGAGCACUGUUCUUAAAGAUUGUGGCGAGUGUGUAUGAUUAAAGUGGAAAGUUUCAAACUUUGUACGUGAGCAUUAGGUUCUACUGUCUCACGUGUGCAUUGGUUGGGAGAUGAUAAUACAUAUCAAUCAAAUGUCAGAAGUACAGUAGGUGUGCUAACUCAUGAAAUGUCAACCAAAAUUUCGAAAUGCGUUCUCGUUUCGAAAAGAUAAAUUAGGUAGUGUUGUAAAACUAAUCAUGAUGCAGCAUAAAUCGAUAAUGAUCCAGUUACCUCAGGGUGUCGGCUUUCGAAAGAACUUAUUUUCGGCUGUAUGCAAGAUCUAUACUCUGCAAAAAUGACUACUUAAUUAGUAUGCAAUUUUCUCAUUGACUUUCGAUGCCCUUGAAAAUUCAAUUAUCUUUCAUGGAAAACAUGCAUACAAAUAUUCAUUCUUUUACUUAUUCGGCAUAAAAUCACGUUUUCUUCCAAUGUCAUACUCAAAAGAAGAGUAUAGUUUGGUUUUAAAAAACUAUUCUGAUUUCCGAAUAAUUUUGAACCCGACCUGCUAUUACACUUGCAUUCAGGGUUUCGAAACUACAAGCUGUAUAUUUUCUGUGUACGGAAAACCAUUCAUUUCUCUACGGUGUUAAGAGGAGACCAUAUGAGGUUCAUAAAAUAAAGCAGUGAAUUUGAGAAAUAUUGUUAACUUUACAAGCCGCAUUGGUAAAUGCAGAUACAUGACGUUUCAUGAACGGCGAUUUAACGGUAUUAAGAAAUAUCACAAUGAGAAACUUUUUAAAACCGAAUUAUACUCUUCUUUUGAGUAUGAAAUUUGAAGAAGACGUGAUUUUCUACCGAAUAAGUAAAAGAAUGAACAUUUUUAUGCACGUAUUCCAUGAAAUGUAAUUGAAUUUUCAAGGGCAUCGAAAAUCAAUGAGAAAAUUGCAUACUGCUUACGUAGUCAUUUUUUGCAAAGUAUAGAUCUUGCAUACAGCCAAAAAUAAGCUCUUUCGAAAGCCGACACCCUGAGGUAACUGGAUCAUUAUAGACUUAUGCUGCAUCCCGAUUAGUUUUACAACACUACUUAAUCUAUCUUUUCGACACGAGAACGCAUUUCGAAAGUUUGGUUGACAUUUCAUGAGUUAGCACAUCUACUGUAUACUAUGUGUGCAUGGCUUCUAGACCAUAAGUAAAUACGUACGGACAUUCGAAGCAUACUGUGAGUACGCGCAGUGCAAAUAAUGUUACCUGAAGCUCCAUUUCCUAUACAUUUGACGUUCUAAUUGACAGUUCAACCGUCGUGACUGACGAUGUCCGCCGUGUGCUCCUCAGAAUGGUGAAAACGGACACAGGGAAUAAUUUUAUGUUGGUAGUGGACUUGCAUAGCCUCUACCGCACCCUUUCCUCCUCCCCCACCGGGGCCCGGUGUCGAGACAUAGUCAAGAAGACCGCAGGCUAGAGAGGGUGCAAGUGGAUGAUAUGGCAAAUGGACCUGCACCUAGGCGUAUCAUCACUGUUGUCUGGCCCUCAGACCUAAGAAGUGGCGAGUUAUCCCGUCGGUUGGUAGUCCUCCAGGUCACAGUUGCCUGCACGUCGUGGUAGAAUCAAGCCCCAGUUGACUGUUUGAGCCUAUUAAACCAUGGGUGAUUGCGUUUGGACGCAAUUAAUCCCCACCGGAUGCAAACGUUUCCCAGUCGAAUGUGUCUUGACCCUCAAUCAGAGCAAAUUUUCCUCGUCAGUUUAUCAGUGUCCCGAGUACAUUUCAGUGGACUAGUUAAUGCAGACGACCUGGGGAAUUUGCAAUUUUCAUAAAUGAACAAUAGUCAGGACAUUUAAGGCAUCAUUUUUGAAGACUGUUGGAUGUCACGAUAAAUCAGUAGCAAGCAUGCGUGUUAAAGCACAACAUCCUAACCAUUUCCUGAAUAUCUAUAAAUUUGGUAUUUUCAAAGGCAUGAUAUGGUGCCAGUAGUGAUGGGAGCACCAAGGGAGAGUUACUGUGCCCUGGCACCACCGAACUCAUUCAUUCACGUGGAUGACUUCUCAUCACCGGCUGAACUGGCGGACUACUUAAACUGGCUGGACAGAAAUGACACAGCCUAUGCAUCGUUCUUUGCCUGGAAAGCCUAUGGACACUUGGUGGUGAGACUAUCUGUCUUUUUUAAAUUCUUUCAUAAACAUCCUGGAAAACUGAUCAGGUACACACGCCCGGUAUCGCCUGAGCAAGCGGCCGAGUGCCACAUCGUCAAAGCGCCUAGAUCGAGGCAUGCCUGGGUCGGCCUUGAGUUUGAUUGGUCGGUUUGGACAGCUGUGAUUGGCCGAGAACCAGACUGCCAUUGGUAGGCAAGCCGGAGGCGUCUGGAGUGAGCUCAUUACAGAGACACCAGUCCAUCAUGCUCACAUUGAACAUGCAAGUCUUUCGCACGGUUAUCGAGCACACUAAAGGAAACGAGGCCUCUCUCCAGGUGGGAUGUGGCAUGCUGUCCGAAACAGCGAAGAAGUGCCACGAUAAGGUAUUCACCUUAGAGUACGAGACAGCACGUUGGUAUCUUGAUUUCGGAUACAAAUGUACGCUGGUGUUUCAGAACGAAUUGGAAAUACCAUCGUAAUAGUCUUAUUCCUAUGGGUGUAUGAAUUGUUGUUUAGGUAGAAAUUAAUUCCAAAUUUGUAGAAAUACUGGCUUAAAAAUAGCUUGGAAUUAGCGCAGUUUUGCGAAGAACUGAAUAGUGCCAAUUUUGAAGGGAUGUGGUUAUCUUGCAAAACAGCGUUACAUUGCAAGUCGAAAGACGAGAAAUACGAAUUGUCAGAAAAAAAUAGUUUAAACAGGAAUAUGGACUCCCCAGCAGAUAUCAAAUAGAGUUUGCAGUCUAAAAAUUAUGGUAACUGAUCCGUCCGAGGAAGUCUGUUUCAUUUCCUUAUAUCAAUGUGCACUUAAUGAAAACAUACAUCAUGAAGGGGAUUUCCCGUCAAAUUUUCAGCGACCAAGUAGACAACGAGACCAAAAGAACAGCAAAAUGACAAUCAAGACGCACCUAUGUACAUAUUCUUCCAAAAUUCUGGAGGAAAUGCAGAUCAAACGAUGA
Messenger RNA from Spirometra erinaceieuropaei, 9179 nucleotides. NCBI's taxonomy places the organism in Eukaryota, Metazoa, Platyhelminthes, Cestoda, Diphyllobothriidea, Diphyllobothriidae. The record is from the annotation of a GenBank genome assembly.